Colossoma macropomum (tambaqui) is the source of this 5172-nucleotide messenger RNA. RefSeq names its product glucoside xylosyltransferase 1a (gene gxylt1a). The transcript has 8 exons. The coding region runs from base 744 to 1937 and encodes 397 amino acids. Gene Ontology annotation, biological process: protein O-linked glycosylation via N-acetylgalactosamine. Gene Ontology annotation, molecular function: UDP-xylosyltransferase activity. NCBI's taxonomy places the organism in Eukaryota, Metazoa, Chordata, Actinopteri, Characiformes, Serrasalmidae. The record is from RefSeq and is a predicted model, not a curated record.
GCUACGCUAGCGAGCCGGCUAACGGCUACCAGAUGGGCACAAAGUUUGUACCAUAGCUAGCAUAACGUGUCCACACUGUAGGUUCAUAUUGUUAAAAGCCGUGCCGGAUUUAAGCCUUCUGUCAGAAGAAGGUUUAUUUACCAGUUUGAGAGACAAUAUUUAACGUUACUCUGAGGGAAACUUCACAUCAGAGAGCUAACCCAGCUAACUUUACUUACGCUAGAUAGCUAGGUUAACUAACUAGCUACUAACGUUAACUCAGCUUCUUUAAGUAGCAGUAAAGUAGGUUAGUUAAGUAGGCAGCUCAGUUGUUUAGAAGCAAGUAAACUUUGUCUAGUUUGCUGGCAAACUGGUUAUUUAAUCAGGUUGGGCGAACGUUAAACAACCUUAGAUACGGACAGUUUAUUAGCUAAUAGCUAAAUAGUUGGUUUAUCAGAAAUAUUAGCUAAUGUUACAUUAAACUGUUGCAUGUUAGAUUUGCACAUGAUUGUUGUGGCCACGUCUGGUCCAAAACUUCUCCGUUUUGUGACUUGCUCAUGUAGGUUAGCUAGCUAUUUAGACUGCGGGAUUAUUCUGAAUUGCAGCUGGUUUGUACUGGUUUAUACAAGUAUGCUAAACUGAAGCAUGCUUGAUCCUCCACAAGUCAUCAUGUUUUGUGGUUAACACUGUCGCUGUGUCACUACACUUCAUUGCUUCUUCCUUUCAGUUUGGAUCUGCUUGUGGGAGGAGUUGUUCUCUGAGGAAUGGAGCUGUUCACUGAAGAAAGGAGUGUUUCAUGUAGAGCUUAUUUUUCUUGUUCUGUCAGGUGUAAGUCAAUGUCUGUCACACACUGGAAUCCCUAUUGGAGACUGCCCCCUGAUGUUUGUGGCAAGAACUGCUUUAUGGAGUCGGCUUGUAGGUAUGCUGUGGAUAAGACAUUGUCUGGGUUCAGUCAUGUGGACAGAGUUGAGCCGGUCAGGUUGGCAGUGGUGGCGUGUGGACCAAGGCUGGAGGAGACCCUCACCAUGCUGAAGUCUGCUGUCAUCUUUAGCCAGAGAGCACUCCAUUUUCAUAUCUUUGCUGAGGAUGAUCUCCAUUCUGGCUUCAAAGAUUCUCUGGAAUCGUGGCCAGUGAGAUUUCGUUCCAAGUAUAACUACACCAUCUACCCCAUCACCUUCCCCAGUGAUAAUGCAAAGGAGUGGAAGAAGCUGUUCAAACCCUGUGCUUCUCAGAGGCUUUUCCUGCCCCUGAUCCUGAGUGAGGUGGAUUCUCUGCUGUAUGUGGACACUGACAUCCUGUUUCUGCAGCCAGUGGAGGAGAUCUGGAACUUUCUCUCCAUGUUUAACAGCACUCACAUGGCGGCAAUGGCACCGGAACAUGAAGAGCCCCGAAUAGCAUGGUAUAACCGUUUUGCACGCCACCCAUACUACGGCAAGACUGGAGUGAACUCUGGAGUCAUGCUCAUGAAUAUGACUCGAAUCAGAGCCAAGCACUUCAGGAAUGACAUGACACCAGUUCAUCUGAGAUGGGCGGACUUGCUUAUGCCACUUCUGCAGAAAUACAAACUCAAUAUCACAUGGGGAGACCAAGACCUCCUAAACAUCAUAUUUCACCACAACCCAGAGGGCUUGUUUGUGUUCCCAUGCCAUUGGAACUACCGUCCAGAUCACUGCAUCUACGGCAGCAACUGUGCUGCAGCUGAGCAAUACGGUGUUUACAUUCUCCACGGCAAUCGAGGUGUUUACCAUGAUGAUAAGCAGCCUGCCUUCCGAGCCGUAUAUGAUGCUAUUGAGAAAUACCCAUUUGGAGAAGAUCCAGUGAGCUCUCUACUUCACCCCUUAGAGGAAAAGCUAAAGACUACAACGCACACAUACUGUGGAAGAUCCAGUCACAUUUUCACCAAGAAAUUAAGGGAGAGCAUUAAGUACAUACAGAAAGACAAUCUCAAUGCAAGAUGAUCCCGUCCACUCAAACCCAUGAGCCCAUCUCAGCUAGAAGCACAUACAGUAUUGGUAAGAAGCCUUAAGCCCAGCUGGAGAGCAGGACUGUUGCAGAUGUGUUCAAGUCAUGUUGCAGACUCAUUCAAGUCAUUGAAAACUCCAUGAAUUCAACUAGAAUAUGUAGUUUUUUUUCCUGCCAGUUGUCCAUGACUCUUGCAUGAAUGGAAAGGAGGAUGAAAUACGCACUGAAAUCACUUUUAAGUGUAACUGAGAGGGGCCAAAUGGAUGGAACCUGACAAUCAGUCGGCCGCUCUAGUUCUGAAAUGCUCUAGAACAGUUGUUCUUCACUCCAGUUCUAGAUACCUGAAUGUUCUGCAGGUUUUUUUUUUUUGCCUGUUCCAGCUUACCUUACAUUCAGCUAGUGAUUAAUCCCCCUAGCUAUAUUAAGUGCAUUAGAGCAGCUCUAGGGCUGGAAGUUUGAGAAGCUCUGUCAUUUGUGACUAAGCAGGAAUUAUGGAUAAAAAGCAAGGUUCCACCAGUUUCAGAAGUACCUUAUUUAUGUUCAGGGAAAGUUGGAGUUACCUUUUGGGUGCUGAUCUAGUUUUAGUAAAGAAUACAGUCGUAUGCAACACCCUCAAAUUACAUGUUUUGUUGAUUUUCAAAGUGAAAAUAAUACAUUAGUGCACAGUUUUACAUAUUGGGGGGAAAAAAAACAAAAUAUGCCAUAACAUUUAUACAGGCCACAUUUUACAUUUUUUUUCCCCCAAUAUACUAAAUUCAGCCGAUAAACAGCAAUUGUGUAUUACAGUGUGCAGAAGUGAGUUAUAUGUAGAGAAUGUGUUAACUUUUUUUUCACUUAGACAAUCAACAAAACAGGGGCUCCCAAACGUCUUGUGUGAGACAGAAUCCUGGGGCCGUAUUACAGAAACUUCCUAUCUUUUUGUCUUAACUUAAGAUCCGACAGGUCAAGAUAAGAUUUUUCACAAAUUCAUAUUACGGAAGCAAAUCUAAUCUUUAUUUAAUAAUCUUAUCUUACAGCAUCUUAGCUUAUCUCAGAUUAGGAAAUCUUAACUUUCUUGAUUGAAGUCAACUAUCAACUGUUGUGUCUGUUACCUAGCAUCUGACCAUACGCACACAGCAGAAACGUGAACACGUAGCUAAUCAAGUUAGCCAGACAGCUAACGUUAGCUACCGUUACUGAUGUAAAAAAAAAAAAGGUCAAAUAAAACUAAAGCACGAUAAACUGAGAGUUAAGAAUAUUGUUACACUUCAUGCUGUUUAUCGGAGCAUCGCCGCUCCACAGUUUCAUUUCCUAAACACUUUAGCCAAGCGCGCUAACAUUCUUCGUCCUAAUAUACAGACACAUGUUCAGCUCUGUCACCUCAUACAGCACCACAACUAUAAUAUUGUACCUAACAAGCUUUUAGCAAACCUUAACAACCAAAGGUAAUAAGGGGGGACGGUGGAGUGUGUGCUGCGUCUGAGUUCUUAAAAACGGCCGUUUAAAAAACAAAAACCCACACAAGUCAAAGCACCGUUUUCAAUACAUAAAUGUAGCGUCAUUAUGCUACUUACAGUGAACUGUGCUGCCUGUCACUGCAUAAAAUAAUAGAAACAGGCAUUUAAAACAGAUGUUAAGACAGCUCUGGAGUUGUCUUAAAGUUAAGAGAAUAUGUAGGAUAUUUUGGCAACUUAGGAUGUUUCUGUCAUACCGUUUUCUUAUCUGGAAAUAAGAUUGUAGACUUAAGGACUGUUGUUCUGUAAUAGCUUCUGUCCUAACUUCAGUCUUAACUGAAUUUGCCAUGACAACAAAGCAGCUAAGAUAUGAUCUCAGACUUAAGAGUUUUCUGUAAUAUGGCCCCUGGUCUUUUGAUAAGAAAACGAGCCUAGCUAAGCUUUUUAAUGUGUAAAUGUACCAUAGUAUACAUUUUUUUGUUUUGUUUGUUCUGUUGGUCAUCACUUAUGCACAGUGCAUUUAAGAGGUACGGAUGAUAAACUCAUGCAUCAUAGAAGUCUGUUAACAUACAGACUUGCAUGAGAUUAUAGCAUCGUAGAUGAUAAAUCACUUAAUUUCACUGAUAAAAAUGAGGAAACAUUUGUUAUAACUUGUAAUCUGUCAUGACUUUAGUUUCAGGUGAUCAGAACAUUUUAACAGUUUUUAGUGUUGUGUAUUUUAGAAAAUCACUUUCAACACAUGACAAUGUCAUCAGAUACUAGCAGAUCACACUUCAGAGAGAAUUAAUAACACUGCACGUUUUAAAUAGUAAACUAGAUGGUGGGGUGGCUAUCCUUAAUAAGACUAUUCUAAAUUAUUAUUAGAAACACAUUUUAUUGUUAAUCAUCAUCACGCUGUUUGUGAAUCAUAAGUCUAGCUACACUUAAAAAUCAGAGAAAUAGAUUGUGUCACUUAAAUGUUGACAGGGUCUCUUUAUUUUUGUGUUAUUAAUACAGUGAGACCAGCUGAGACUGGAGUCUUUUUUCGUCUGACCCUGUUUGCUGUUAAAAAGCUAAUUUAAUAAAUAAGUAGAAGUAAUGCCAGUCAUGAGGAAAGGAAAGGAAAGAAAACAGGAAAAGCAUGCACACUGCUCUGUGAGCCUGUGAGCUUCUUAAAAUGAUCUAGUGAGACUGAAUGCUUCAGCUUCGCUGGUUUUUGAAAUUCAUUCCACAUUUAAAGCUCCUGAAAUGUGACCGUGGGUUCUGUUAAAGCUGUGAAAUUACUCUAUGAAUGAUAUGCUAGACGGCCUACAGGUGUGUUUAUUUACUGAAGAAAAAAAGUUGAGGAAAAACCAGUUUUAGCCACUUUUGCGAAAGCAGUUUAAGACUAGUUUUACACUAAGUUUUCACUAUUGGCUGUGUAAUUCAGUCCAAGACUAAACAUAAUCUUUAAACUCUUUUCCUGUAUGUCCGCUUCUCAGACAGUAGGAGAUUAAAGUGUAUACACAUAAAGCUAAUGCCAAAAAUAGGUUUUGCACUACGCAGCAGAAUCAGUUAUGCUUCGUUUAGCAUAUGCCUGUUGAAUAACUAUGGUAUAUUUUUCUGUACAAGAAGACUUCAGUUUUACAGAGAAAACUACUUUCCAUAGUUCACAAAUUUAUAUUGUGUAUUGAGUCAUAUUGAUUUCAAAAUGUUCGUCUUGAGUGUCUUCACCGUUACCAUCAAAGACAGUACCUCAAUUGUAACAUCUUUGAUUUGUUGAAUGUAAAUGUUUGAAUGAUGCAGUAUAUUUUUGUAAUAAACAUUGCACUUCUGCCUA